CACUUUUAAACCUGGACGCCCAACUCCCUCACUUCAGCUUCAGUGUCACCACCCUGCUCUGCCACUCACCCCCCCAUAAACUCCAAAACUCUCCCUCUGUAACUGUUAACUCCAUCAAAACCCUAACUUUCUCUCUCUACACAAUGCCUUUGACCUCCUUUAAACUCUUCACCUCCACCUCCCUCUUCACUUUCCCUUCUAAACCGCCGCCGCCUAUUGUCUCCUUCCUCCUCUUUCUUAUCCUCUGCAUUCUGGGUUUUUAUUCCCUGCAUCACCCCCAGCGUUCUUACUCUACACCCCUCUCUGAAAAUUCCAUUAAGUUUCUCUCUUUGGCCUCAAACUUCACCCUCUCAGACUAUCUCCGUUCCCUCACUUCACACUCUCACCUCGCCGGCACUAAGCCCUCUUUGGAUACAAUACAAUAUGUCUUUUCACACUUUGAACAGCUUGGUCUUGAAGCUCACACGGUCAAGUAUAAUGCCCUUUUGUCUUAUCCUCAACAUGUUUCUCUCCUGGCGCAUUUUAGCGACGGGGGUGUUGUUAACUUCUCGUUAACUGAAAAGGGUGUGGCUCAGAAUGCGUUAUUUGACAUUGUGCAGCCGUAUCAUGCGUAUUCGCCAUCUGGGUCGGCGUACGGUAAGGUGGUGUUUGUGAAUUACGGGAGGGAGGAGGACUAUCGUGCGCUGGAGGUGAUGGGGGUGAAUGUUAGUGGGUGUCUGGUGAUGGCAAGGAAAGGGGAGAGCUUGUCAAGAGGUGGUGUAAUAACAAUAGCUGAGGGUAAAGGUGCGUUGGGAGUGCUAUUGUACGCCGAGAGGGAUGGUGUUGAUGGGGUGGAGAGAGGGACAGUGAUGAGAGGAGUGGGGGACCCACUAAGUCCAGGGUGGGCUGGGGUUGAAGGUGGGGAGAGCUUAGACUUGAAAGACAAUGAGGUUUUGAAGAGGUUUCCUAAAAUUCCAUCUUUGCCCUUGUCUUUUGAGAAUGCUCAAACCAUUUUGGAGUCUCUUGCUGGUGGGUUUAUGCCUCAGUCUUGGGGUGAUUUGGGUCGGGUUAAUGGUGGGAGGGUCGGCCCAGGACCUACUUUGGUGAAUUUGACUUACCAGGGGGAAGAAAAGGUGGCAACAAUUCAGAAUAUUUUUGCUGUUAUAAGAGGGCUAGAAGAGCCUGAUCGCUACGUGCUCCUUGGCAACCAUAGAGAUGCAUGGACAUAUGGGGCUGUUGACCCAAACAGCGGUACAGCAGCCCUACUUGACAUUGCCCGACGAUAUGCUAUGUUGAUGCGCAAAGGGUGGAGCCCUCGAAGAACAAUUAUUCUCUGCAGCUGGGAUGCCGAAGAAUUUGGGAUGGUUGGAUCCACCGAGUGGGUUGAACAGAACCUUGUCAAUUUGGGUGCCAAAGUGGUGGCCUAUCUUAAUGUAGAUUGUGCGGUUCAAGGGCCCGGAUUCUUUGCUGGAGCAACUCCUCAGCUAGAUAAUCUUCUAAUUGAGGUGACAAAGAACGUCAAAGAUCCUGAUUCAGAUGGUGUGACUGUAUAUGAUCAGUGGGCAGCUACAAACAGUGUUGUCAAUAUCCAAAGACUCAGUGGAGUGGAUUCAGAUUUUGCUCCUUUUUUGCAGCAUGCUGGGAUUCCUUCUGUUGACGUAUAUUAUGGAAGAGAUUUUCCUGUCUAUCAUACUGCUUAUGACUCGUACACCUGGAUGGUAAACCACGCAGAUCCAUUAUUUCUGCGGCAUGUGGCUGUUGCCGGAGUUUGGGGACUUCUAGCCCUUCGCCUGGCUGAUGACUCGAUUUUACAUUUCAAUUACCUCUCUUAUGCCGAUCAAUUACAGGCGCAUAAAGAUAUCUUGAGCAACUUGUUGGAUGGGAGCGUAUCUUUAGAUCCUUUAACCAUGGCAAUACAAGAACUUACCACUGCAGCUAAAGAAGCUGAACUAGAAGCGAAGAGACUGAUGGAGCAAGAAACCAUAGGUCAUGUUCCUGUUCUGAAGAUUCGAGCUUUGAAUGAUCGGCUGAUGCUCGCUGAAAGAGGCUUCCUGGAUGCAGAUGGCCUUCAAGGAAGGAAAUGGUUCAAACAUCUUAUUUACGGACCUCCUAGUGACUACGAAAGCAAACUGGGUUUCUUUCCUGGAAUAGCGAACGCGAUAUCUCAAUCAACAAAAACGAGCAAGAGAGAUGGGCAGGCAUUGAUUCAGCAUGAGGUGUGGAGGGUUGCCAGAGCCAUUCAAAGGGCUGCCAGUGCUCUUAGAGGAGAGCUCACAUGAAGUUAGAACAGAAAAAUUUGCUUUGAGGGACUUUUGUUGUACAUAAAGAGCUUGUCACUUUUCUCCUCUUACCUGUUUUAUGUAAUGCAUAAAAGUUGUAAAUUAUAAUCAAAUCCAUAAAAUAUACCAAGAGUUACUUGGAU
Messenger RNA from Pistacia vera, 2401 nucleotides. Its product is annotated as probable glutamate carboxypeptidase AMP1. The transcript is spliced from 10 exons. Gene Ontology annotation, molecular function: carboxypeptidase activity. The record is from RefSeq and is a predicted model, not a curated record. Lineage: Eukaryota; Viridiplantae; Streptophyta; Magnoliopsida; Sapindales; Anacardiaceae. Bases 144 to 2258 code for a protein of 704 amino acids.